AUGAUUGGGAUUGGCAAAGGAAAGCUUGGAAAACAAUCCAUAGUGGCCCAGUUUGCUGUCACCACGUCCGCCGUAGAGGACAAGGCCUUGGAUGAGAAUAAACCCUAUGCUGAGUUUUGGAUGGGAGCGCAUCCUUCUCUUCCUUCUUAUGACCAUUCCACCGGCCAGUCUUUACAAGAUGUCCUUAGGGAUAACCCACAUCUUCUCUCAACCCAUGUGAGCCAGAAAUUCCGUACGACACUACCGUUUCUAUUCAAAGUCCUUUCCAUCAGAGAGCCGCUUUGUAUACAAGCUCACCCGGACCGAGAUCUUGCUCAUGACUUACACGCAAGGGAUCCGCUUACAUAUCCUGAAAUAUAUAUAACUUCAAUUGUAGAUUCGAACCAUAAGCCCGAAAUGAUUGUCGCGUUAACCCCAUUCGAAGCGUUGUGUGGAUUUCGGCCCCUGAAAGAAAUUGAUCGUUUUCUUUCUAGUGUACCACCACUACGAAAUCUCAUCAGCGAUGGCACUGCUAUGGAAGUACGAUCUACCUGCGGAAGCGCAGGAGAUAGAUGUGAUCAAAAAAGCGCUGAAAUAGCGCUCAAGAGGGCCUGGUCAGAACUACUGACCGCGCAUCCAUCACGAGUCCGUUCGUGCGCAGAAGACUUGAUCCGCUUCGCGACUAGCAGACCAAGCAACGAAUCUUUUGCGGUUGAGCAUGGAAAUCUCACUGAUCUUAUCCUUCAGUUGAGUGAGCAUUAUCCCUAUGAUGUUGGGCUUUUCGCCGUUCUAUUCAUGAACCACGUCUGCCUAAGCCCCGGGGAAGCUUUAUUUGUGAGAUCUAAUGAGCUUCACGCUUACCUAAGUGGCGAUGGUAUCGAAUGCAUGGCCUCAUCGGCGAAUGUGGUACGGGCAGGAUUCUCACGGAAAACCAAGGACGUUGAUACGCUCAUAUCGAUGCUCAAAUAUGAAUACCUGCCACCCUUCAUUGUAAGAACACCGACUCCCUAUUUGCGGGUGGCAAUGAGUUCUCAGCAAUCCACAUCGGUAUUAUACGAAUCACCCGCCGAAGAGUUUAAUAUCAUCAAAACUUCCCUAGCACCUAGGUCUGCAAGGGCGAACUUCCAAGCGUUUCGUGGCCCUACAGUGCUGAUAUGCACCCAGGGAAGCGGGAAGAUCGGCGUAGCAGACCAUGCUGAACUGAUUGAGUGUGGUUACGUCUUUUUCGUAGGCGCCGGGGCGGAGAUCUUCAUCCAGAGUAGCAGUGAGGAACCAUUGAUCCUGUUUCAAUCUUUCUGUGAAAUUGAGGAGUGCAACCCCCAAUUAUAA
This is a messenger RNA of Aspergillus oryzae RIB40, 1308 nucleotides long. RefSeq lists its product as uncharacterized. Gene Ontology annotation, biological process: GDP-mannose biosynthetic process; carbohydrate metabolic process. The transcript has 4 exons. The record is from RefSeq and is a predicted model, not a curated record. Gene Ontology annotation, molecular function: zinc ion binding; mannose-6-phosphate isomerase activity. Lineage: Eukaryota; Fungi; Ascomycota; Eurotiomycetes; Eurotiales; Aspergillaceae. Gene Ontology annotation, cellular component: cytosol. Bases 1 to 1308 code for a protein of 435 amino acids.